UCUACACAUUACGGACAAGUAAGAAGAAAAAUUUAUCAUGAAUGUAUUACAUCAUGGUGGAUGUCACUGUGGAAAAAUAAAGUAUCAAGUUGUUGCUUCAAGCAUUUUGGAAUGUGUAAAUUGCAAUUGUUCUGUCUGUUAUAAAAAGCAGAAUAUUCAUUUCAUUGUUCCAAAAGAUAAUUUUAAGUUACUUCAGGGCAAGGAUGACAUAACAACUUAUACCUUUAAUACACAUCAAGCGAAACAUACGUUUUGUAAGGUAUGUGGUGUUCAGAGUUUUUACUUUCCAAGAUCUAAUCCAGAUGGAGUUGGUGUAAUGCCACAUUGUCUUGAUCAGGAUACAGUUAAAGAAAUAAAGAUCUUAGAUUUCGAUGGACAAAAUUGGGAAAAAACAAUGCAAUCUGCAAAGGGAGAAGAAUUAAAAAAAAAGUCAAAAAUGUAGAACUUAGGACAAAUGUUUUAUGCAACUACAGCCAUGUGAAUCGACAAACCAUGACAACAUCGAUUUUAUUUGAAUCCUUGCUGUUGUCGUAUAUAUAAUGAAUAUAUAAUAAAUACUUGAUUUUGUUUUACAUAUUUUGUUAUAAAUUUUUAAGAAAAUGCUGUAAAAUGACAAUUACAUGGCUACACAAGGAAUGCAAGUCAUCCAUCAUAACUCGUUCUAGAAAUCUAGAACAUGCCCCUAGAAAUGUUAGACAUGCAUUUUAAACUAUUACCUUAUUUUCAAAUGAAAAUUUGAUUGUCUGUAACAACUCAUUUAUUUGAAAAACUAGAAAAAGUCUUAAUGGCAUUUUAUUUUGACGUUGUCAGUGCAAAAUAAAAUUCAGAAUCAAUUCCUUCGCCUGAUGUGAUGGUCUAAUUGAUCAAGGUCUUAUACAUAUGUCAUAUAUGUAUAAGACCUUGAUCUGUUAUAUUUUUAGGUAUAUUUUUAAUCCAAAAGAUUUUUUUGUCUAUUUAUGUAAAAAAUGUAAUUCAAUAACCAAUAAAUAAUAUGUUGAGAUCUUC
This is a messenger RNA of Hydractinia symbiolongicarpus, 1005 nucleotides long. Its product is annotated as centromere protein V-like. The record is from RefSeq and is a predicted model, not a curated record. The coding region runs from base 38 to 442 and encodes 134 amino acids. Gene Ontology annotation, molecular function: carbon-sulfur lyase activity. The transcript is spliced from 2 exons. Lineage: Eukaryota; Metazoa; Cnidaria; Hydrozoa; Anthoathecata; Hydractiniidae.